This is a messenger RNA of Brugia pahangi, 7281 nucleotides long. The record is from the annotation of a GenBank genome assembly. NCBI's taxonomy places the organism in Eukaryota, Metazoa, Nematoda, Chromadorea, Rhabditida, Onchocercidae.
AUGUCUCUAUGUUCACAGCAUUAUUCAUGCUCACAUUUUACACUUGCUAAUUGUGAAGAUAGCUGGGAAUGUUUGAAAUGCGAACAUCUCUCAAAAAAUGUGGAAAUUAUGCAUAAUUGUUUCUGCUUACGAUCAUUACUGAUGAAUGCAACAGAACGAGAACUUUUAUUAUUACCUACGCUAAGUUAUCAAGAUGCUGAUCCACCAAGUAAUAUACGUUUACGAAUUCUUCUUGAAAAUUUACAUUGUGAACUGGCAAAAGCAAGUAAUGUUACAAUAGAAGUACGAAAUCCGAAUUUCUGGUUGGAAAUUACCGAUGGUAUCGAUCAAUCUGUCCUAAAAAGGCUUCCCACUAAGGAUCAUCAAAGAUUAAUUGGUACGAAUGAUGGACAUUUUUGCCCUACACGUGUUUACGUGUCACGUCUUUCACCAUGGCGUGUUGUUAUCAUUGCUCUAUUAGUAAAUCCUCAACAUGUUCUAAUGGCAACUUCUCUCAUCAUACCGACAUUACCGCUUCUUAUUUUUCAUUGUGAUGAGCCAUGGAUAGCUCAUCAUUUAGCUCGAAAUGAACCACGGCGAUGCGAGACAUACGUAUCAGAUCAUCGUACCAAAAGUCCAACUUCAACAUUGGCACAUUUGAAUCGACAGAUUCGGAAAACUGAAAACUUCACAAAGAUGGAAAAGAAUGAAUUGGAAUUACAUUGGUUGUCAACUUCCCGGAUAAGUCCGGCUGAAAAUCGUGUUCAUACAUCCUUUGACAUACACUCUUACUGUGAAGCCAUUGAGGACCAGUUAUUUUCUCGGGCACUUAUUGGAGCGGUAUAUCAAUGUUUAUUGCUAGGUGUACAUAUUCCGUAUGAAGAUUUGGUAGAAGUAUUGGAGGACCGUUGCGAGCAAUCUUAUAUCGAAGUUGAGGGCAUUGAUGAAUGUGUCCGUUUCCUAUGCUCACAUGUUGCAAAUAUACGUAAACAGAUGGGAGAUUCGACAGCGGAUGCGGAUGAUGAAACAAGAAGCAAUGAUUUAUUCAAAGAUGAUAUUUUAUAUAGAUUAAAUGAUGGGGAUAUGAAGUCAUGUGAGGAAGAACAAGAGGAUUUUCGAUUCGCAUUUGAUGAGCUUCUUUUACAGAACUUCCGGAAAAUUCCCAAUUUUCCAAGUUACUUCUAUUUUGUUCGAGAUAAUACAACAUACAUGGCCAAUAAAAAUUUAACAAUAAAUUUGCCUGAAACGAAGAAUUUUAAUAGUGGUAGUUCACCUUGUGAAGAUUUGGAAAUUUGCUAUAUUGAAGAUGAUGAAGAUAUGAAAGAAAGAGAAGACGAUAGUGCAAGAAGUAACCAAUCAAGUAUCAGUUUCGAAUCAGUUACUACAUCGGAGUUAUCAGUUGGUGAAACAUUACAUUUAAGUGAUAAUGCUGCCGUACCAUUAUUCUUGAAUUUUUCUUGUGCAGUACGUUUUUCUAACAUGGAUAUGUAUACAUUUCCCAUCGAUCAUUUACCAUCCUGUGUUAUGCAAUUACUAAAGCAAUGUUCAAAUAUUUCAAAAAAAAAUUUUACAGCAAUGGAUUUAAUUGGAAUUUCGUUUGAUAUCUAUGUUUUGUCAUGGCCUAUGCGACAAUUCACUUUAACACAGUCUGAUUCAUGUACAGUUACACCAAAAACGCCGGAUAAGUCUGAAUCAUUUCACAAAUUUACUACUUACUUUGAUUUCGAUAGCCCUUAUUCUACAACAACUUCUGAUGUUAUCAGCCAACUACCAAGUCCGGAAAAUGAAGCAGUUCGUCGGUUAGAAUGCGGAAUUACACGUUUACUUCACAUGGAAACAGUGUUUGUGUUAUCAAGAUAUGACGAUGUGACGCUUGACACAAUGCACAAAGUAAUGGUAUUCAUUGCCAAAGAGCAACGUGAAAAGAAUGAUACGAUUCGGUUCAAAGUAAAAUUACUGCAAGUUGUUAUGGUAAUGGAACAGGUAAAAGCUGUACGUCGUUUAAAAGAGCGUAUUAAAAAUUUUGAUCUGCUCUACUGUAAACUGGAAGCGCAUCCGGAAUCCAGUAACUUGUUUUAUUGCUGUCAUGUGGAAGAUGUUGACCUUUAUGAAGAUACGUUGAGGAUGCAAAUGCGUACUGCAGCUAAUGUAACACUGAAGUCUUCACGACGAAGUAGCGGAAGCUUCACAGAGCGUAUCGAAGAGCAAAAAAGCAUGACAUUAGCAAGGAAAGUUUCAAGUAUGGAAGUAUUGAAUUCCAAGAUUUCACGAGAUAAAAUAACAAAGCGGAGGGAUAGCAGUGUACCGGUUUUAAAAGCUGAUCGUAGACUUUCCGAAGAUUAUGCAUAUCACUCGGGAAUUGCAGAACGGACUUGUUAUAAUGAUCAUGAGCUGCGUGAUUUCUGGAUUAUUUUAAAUGUUGAAAUGCAACAGAUACAAGCAUUCUUUUGUGAAAGGUAUGCACAUCAUCAUGAAAAAAUUUUUGGGCUUCUUUUGGAAGCAAUACAGAAAGAAUGUCAUACCAUCAAUCAGGAACUUUUACUGGAAAAAAUGCAUUCAAUUAGCGAAUGCGAUGAUUUAUUAAUCGAGAAUGAAACAGAGUCGCAUAAAUUUAUUCCAUCAGAUUUGCAUGAUUCAAUCCCUGAUACAAAAUUAACUCGUUCUUUGAUAAAUAAGUGUACAGCACCAAGGGCUAAGAAGAAUUUCAGUUUUUCAUAUUCCGAUGAGGAUGAAAUGGAUGCUGCACCAUAUAUGCCAGCACGGGUAUUUUAUCCUCCUGGUCAUUUUGCUUGUCGAAUCGUAGCGCAUCAUUGGUUUUACGUACAUCCUCGGUUACACAUCGAAAAGAAAGGAGCAGGAUGCUCCUUAGUAAUGGGAUAUGAUGCUUUGCGCCAAGGAAUUGAACAAUUUGCAGUUCGAAAUCGUCGUAAUCUUUAUGUUUGUUGUGAAGAUAACAAACGAAAUGUAUUUUACAUGCAGCUUUUUGCUAGUGAAGAAAGUUUUAGAAAAAGAUGCUUACAUUGUGAUACAACUUUUAUCGAUGAGAUGAGUGAAAAUUUUCAAAAUAAUAUACUACUGACAGUACACGGAAUUCAUGAACCUACCGUAAUAAUUCAAUCAAUUGUGGAUGCUAUGCAGAAGCGACUCGAAUUAAAAGUUUUGGAAGAGUUAACCGAUAUUUUAUACAAAAAUCCCCGAACACGACUAACGGCAGCUGAUAUCGAAUUCAUUCAACGAGAUCCGGCUAAGCCAUUUGCAGUACAUUACUGCACUUUACCGAACUAUAUUUAUGGUUAUCUGGGAUCACUCUACUAUUACAUGUACCAGCAAAUGCUUACAUUCACAGCAGGAGCUCGAUUUCGGGACUGUAGCGGAGGUUUGAACAGAAAUAAUCCACUGUCACACGAACGUUUCCAUUCUCAGCCCGGUUCUCAAACGGCUUGCAAUAAUUAUAUUCCACAUUUCUUUCUAAUAAGCAGGCCACCGACAAAGGGUUCAUCAAAUAUGGGAAUUGCUUGUGUUGAGACACGCAUAGUAAAUUCCAGUGGUACUUGCAUCGAUUCGCUGAAGUAUGCUCGAAUCAGUCCAAGCACUCACUCGAAAUUAUAUCCAGGUGGUGGUAAAUUUCGUCUUUCAUCAAAUGAACGUUUUCAUGAACUGACGCGUUGUAUCACUACAUCACUCCCUUUGCCGGAUUCAUUGUUUUCCGAAAAAACAGGUGGCGUAUCAUAUUUGGUUCAGUAUACAAUUUGGCAAGUGGGCGAUGUUGGCUUAGCAACUUUACAACCAAUAUUUCGAUUAGCUUUACAGCAGGCGCUCUGUGAUUUAAUAACUGAAUUUGGUCUUUUAAGUAUUCCUUUAGUGGAACUUGUUAGCAACACUCGAUAUUCAUCUUCAAAUACUCUAAUCGUGCCAUAUGUUACAAGUGAGGAAAGAAUAAGAUCGUGUAGUGACGCAUCACAUUUAAAUAUUGUGGCAAAGCCAAUUCGAAAAGCUGAAUCGCAUGUACAAUCACCACUUCUAGAACAUUUGUCGCAACAAGCAGUUGUUCGCAAAUCAAAAAGUUCUGCAAACAGCAAUGAUUGUGAAUCAAAUGUCACAGUUAAUUAUCAAUUUAUUAUGGUUGCUGCACAAUGGUUCGAUCAUGUUGUUUCGGAAGUAAAGAAUACGGAGCAUCAAUUUUCCGUGAAAAGACACACAUUUCACUGUGAAAGCGAUCAUUCUGUUCGAAAGAUCUUCAACGUUAUAAAGGAUAAAUUAUCUGCUAUUCUGAGGCGCGAAACCAUCAUAAUAUGCCAACUAGAUGCGCAUGGUUCAAAGCGUUUUUCAGCACAAAACUCGUCAAAUGAUGAUAUCAUAACUUUUAGUAAUGAUAGUGGUCGAAUAAUUGCGGGCGAAAAUGAAGAACCUUCACUAAUAAUGCUUGCUUACAAUCACCAAUAUUCAGAGGCAAUAUUAAAAUAUGGCGCAGAUUCACGCUCAAAUAUUAUACCAACAGCUGUGGAAGAAAUCUUACAUGACCAAAAAGCUAGCGCAAUGCGUUUUUUACCACAAAUAGCUCCAUUUGUUCCAAGACAGCAUCUGUUAUAUCUGUUGUCGAAGGGUGAAACUGCAACCUUAUAUCUGUACAAUUAUUCGUCGGAUGCCGCAGAACAAGUUUAUCAGAUGGUCGCAAAUGUAUUAUCGUGGCAGAAUGCCCGAUCAAGAUUGCUUCGAGAAAUUGGUUUACAUAAAAUGGGUGUAACACAUUUAUCUGGUCGAAUUACUCCAACAAGUGAAGAAUUGGUUUGGCUAAAUAGUGAGCUGUUGAGUGAAUAUGAAAUUCCACAGCAUGGAUCUGUUCAUUUUGAUAAAAGAUUAGUGGGCGGAACGCAUUACAUCCAAGCUGAACCAUUAAUGCAUCUCUAUCGGCAUACAACCUUGGCUUUUUUACCACUUAAUUUGAAUAGUGACAACCUGUUCGAAGAUCAGUGCUCUCAGAUGGUUUUCCUUGAAAAAAUGAUGAAAUCAAUGCUUCACAAUUGUGAGAACUUCAAUCGGAUACACAGUGAAUUGAUGAGUGGAACCCAUGAAAUCAGAGAAUCUGAUUUGCUGAAAAUUGUUUCUCAUAGUCGGAUAGUACAUUUUGUUCGAUCACCUCUGUUACUUUUUCCAAAAUGGCGUAAAUUAGUAGCAGUUGUUCGAAGAGGAACGGAAAAUGCAAUGAGUUUUAAACAGGCAGUGAUAGCCGAUUUACCAUCGAGGCAUGUCAGUGGUUCGAAAGCGUCACUUCUCGAAAACACUUCAUCAGUGUCACAUGUGCGCACAACGCGUUCAAAUACCUUCAGUGCAUUAUUGCAUUCAUCAGAUCGUACUUUACGAAAGUUAACAAAAAAUUUAGAAGAGGAUGAACCGUGUUGCCUGAAGAUACAGUUUAUGCUUGUUGAGAGUUAUGUGAAAUAUCUAACAAAAAAUGGAUUAAGAUUGUUGGACGUUACACAUAUAACAGGACAAGCGAGUGCUCGGUACAGUUUGCACUAUGAUAUGCAGAAUACCGAAUCAUCACCUAACGUAUGGAUGUAUAAAGCUUAUGACGGUGGUAUUCUAUUCGUUCACAUUACAAUCAUUGAGCCACAUUUCAGUGUUCAAUAUUUGCUUUGGAAUGUUGCACAGUUAAAUCGAUUAAGAAUAAAAUGUGAUAAGAAUUUCGAUUAUAAUGAUCAAAGAGACCUUUAUGCAUUGAAGGAUAGCAUUAUAUCAAAGGCUCACGUUCAUUCAUUUACAUAUGAUUUCCAUUUACGUAUGGUUGCUACAUAUUUAAUUGGUGGACAGCAGGUUCUUUUCAAUUACGGAUACAAUACGAACGAGUUUUUAACUGAUUUUUUGCAGUACUAUAAUUGUCGUCCACCUUAUGCUUGUAACUGUAUAUAUGAAGAAAAAAUAACAUUUCCUAAUCUGCCCGUAACAAACCAGAAAGUUUGGGAAUACCUGUUGGAUGAGAAACGUCAUAACUGGCGUAUAGUACGUUUGAAAACAAUUGAAAUGGAUAUGCCUGGACAAUUUAUGAUUGUUGCGGAAGAUGAUACGGAGUGUUUUGGAUUCUCCUAUAAGGAAAUUCGAACAAUCGUUCAUGAAAAUCAACUUUAUGCUUCAAAAACAUUGAAUAUAAAAUUCUAUGUUAUGUUGGUUUCGCAUGAAAUAAAAUUUGAUCAAGUUCAUUUAGCUGAUCCACUAGUCGAGAAUUUGGAGCCAGAUGCAAAUUGUAAACAUGAUGCAAAAAUAAGUGGUGAAUUUAAAAAACUCGGUUUGAAUGUAGACUGCAAUACGGAUAGCUAUCGAAAAAGUACUGAAGGCAUUGUAGCACAGAAUAAUUCCAACAAUGCAUGGUGUGCACCGACCACUCAUACCAGACGAAGAUGUCAUAGUGGCGACAAUAAUGGAUCACCGAAAGAAGCAACACUUCCACGCAAUUAUUCAAAUGGAAUGAAAUUAGAUGAAUGUCAUUCAAUGUCAGAUGAAAAAACACAGACACCAAAGGCAAAAACGCAAAAAUUAUCUAUUCAAAACAAUGCACCUUUGAGACAUCGCAAGAUACGACCAAAUUUCCGAGGUGGUAUAAGAUUAUCAGAUCCACCUGUGAUAGUGCCACGUGAACAAGCAUUUUACAUCUAUUACAUGAGUAGACGACAGAAAAGGUUGCAAAAAGAACUGGAAGAUAGUGUAAUGCAUUAUAAACGUAAGCUACAAAUGAUAAUUGAGGAUGCUGUAUGGCAUUGCAAAAGAAAUCAGCUUUGGGAUGACAUGUUGGAAAAACAUGUAACAAAACGUGAAACUGUUGAAGUGACCGAACAAUGGAAAUUAUUAGCUCGUCACAGUAAUGAUAUAACAUCAGUAUUACGGCUAGCACUUUCAACAUCUCUUACAACUACAGAUGUAGACAAUUUAUUGGGUUAUGUUAAAUCUGAAUCAUUGACUAAUUAUGAACCAUUAUUGGAAUCACUAGUCAGUAAUCUGAAUCCUGGACUUUUCUUCAAAUUGCUCAUUCAACAUUUUGGUCUGCAAAAAUGUCGAUUAUUCUGUUCAUCCGUGAAGGAGCAUCUUGUGAUCAUCACUCCUGAAGCUCACCAAGACGUAUUUCUUUUCACAGCUCAAAAUGAUGAACCAUUACAAAUGAAAUUACUUGCAAAGGAGCGUAAGUGCAAUGAAUCUGGAUCAUUAUUGAUGGAAGCAGAUCAUUCAGUACGAGAGCAGUUCAAUGAAUUAGUUCGUUGUGCUGCUUCUUCUACUUGGAUGAAUUUAGUGCAUAGUAGCUUAAUGAAUUAA